Molecule: messenger RNA, 426 nt
Organism: Sitodiplosis mosellana (orange wheat blossom midge)
Lineage: Eukaryota; Metazoa; Arthropoda; Insecta; Diptera; Cecidomyiidae
Exons: 2
Source: RefSeq, a predicted model, not a curated record
AUGGAUAACGAUGGUGAUGAUGACGAAAUAAGCAACCAAAUACAAAUACAGCAACCACAGCAACCACAGCAGCAGCAGCAGCAGCAGCAGCCGCAACUACAACCGGCACUAAGCAUCGAAGAACUGGCCGCAAAAAUUGCAGAAAUUGAGACCAAAUUCAAAAGAGAGAGAAGAGAAAUCAAACGAUGGGCCAUAAAUAGAAUUUCAUCGAGUAUGAAAAGUAGCAAACAAAAGAUUGCUCAGAAACGCAUACUCAACACUCGCAUUAGCAAACUAUCAACGUUAAAACGAAUGGAAAAACUAAAAAUCAACAACGAUAAACCAGUAAAAAAUAAGUCAACAACAAAGCAGCAAGCGAUGUCAUACACGCUGCCACCGCAGCAGCAACAGCAACAGCAACAGCAGCAAAGACAAUGCUUCACAUCC